Molecule: messenger RNA, 1704 nt
Organism: Clupea harengus (Atlantic herring)
Lineage: Eukaryota; Metazoa; Chordata; Actinopteri; Clupeiformes; Clupeidae
Gene: colgalt2a
Product: procollagen galactosyltransferase 2-like
Exons: 3
Coding region: 1222-1689 (155 amino acids)
Molecular function (GO): procollagen galactosyltransferase activity
Source: RefSeq, a predicted model, not a curated record
GACCAAACAAUUCACAUGCGACAGUUUGUUUCCCUCAGUUUGGAUUCAGACUUUGUCGCAGACUGUGUCCACUGAUAAAUAGGAAAAUGUGUGGUGGAUUAAUGAUGUGCCUCAGAAAGAGACACUGUGAGUGAGAGAUCAGAGCAUAUCUGCACUGCCUGGCUAAAACACCCAGGGAAGUAAGAAAAGCAAACAGUGCUGUGGAGUGGGAAAGCAAUGAUAGGAGUCACAGCACAGUGCAGGAAUGCUGAAUGCUGUGGACUACGCAGGCAAAAGAGUGGUGAGAAUGAGGUAGUCACCAUUUGCUCAACUGGGUACAGUCUUUCAUAACGGCAGCAAGCCACAUCCACUGAUCUGAGAACAGUUAACCUUUACCUGUAACUGGUUCACGUACACCUCAGUUCCUCGACCCACAGCAUCCUGCACUGUACAGCCACACGUUAGAGCACCAUUUGGCCUAAGGGUACUGCAUUGGAUUGAAGAUAUAAGUUACUAAAACAUGGUGCUUUUCGCAGGUCGGCCACUGAUCACAGUGUGGACAAUACAACGGAAAUGCUACGGGACUGGCUGGGUGCAGUGGACAGCCUUUACCACUCGGUUGAGUUGAGGACCACAGAGGAGUCACGCCCUUUGUUUGGGGAGCAGGGGCCGAAGCACUGGGCUGACUCCAGGUACACCCAUGUGUUGCAGCUGAGGCAAGCAGCACUGAGGAGAGCCAGGGCUGUGUGGGCAGACUACAUACUGGUGAGAAGCCAGUAGUAAGACCUUCACCAGCUCCCGCUUAGCGAUGCUUUAUCUACAGGGCUUACACAGUACAGUUUAUUCUCAUCCUUAUUCUCAGUUGAGAUUCCUAUGUAUAGGACAUCAGUGACAUCAAACAGUCUGAAGAUAUACAGCCUACUUUCCUCUUUGAUUUUGAUUCCAGUUCAGUUUCAGUUUCUUUACGGUGACUGCAUAUGUUCUAAUACUUGACACUGUUUUUUUUUUUAUUUAUCUUUUGAUGCAAAGCCCCAUGUGUAUAUUUAUCUAAAGGUAUACCAUAUUACAUUUACAUUUACAUUUAGUCAUUUAGCAGACGCUUUUGUCCAAAGCAACGUACAAGGGAGAGAACAGUCAAGCUACGAGCAAUAGAGUAACAAUAAAUACUAUUUUACAUAAGAAAUAGAAAAAAGAAAUGGAAGUUCACAGUUCCUUUUGUGAAGGGACCAUCUGCCUGUGCACAUGCCUCUUUUGACAAAUGUGACCUUUUGUGUUGUUGCACAUGAAUCGGAAUCACACAUUGUCUUGCAGUUUGCAGACAGUGACAAUCUGCUGACAAAUCCAAAAGUGCUGACACUGCUUAUGGCUGAGAAUAAGACUCUGGUGGCACCCAUGCUGGAGUCCCGUACUCUUUAUGCCAAUUUCUGGUGUGGCAUGACACCCCAGGGUUAUUAUAAACGCACCCCUGAGUACAUACCCAUCAGAGACUGGAAGCGUUUGGGAUGUCAUGCCGUUCCCAUGGUGCACUCCACUUUCCUGCUGGACCUGCGUCGAAAUGCGAGCAGAGAUCUGGCCUUCUACCCAGUCCAUCACCUCUACCCCUGGAUUCUGGAUGAUAUAAUGGUCUUGUCUUUCUCAGCUAAGCAAGCAGGUUGGUACAGGAGGAACGCACCAAUUGUUAAGCUUUGUAGAAAAGGUGGCAUCCUGUAACAUUAAUCAUGACAU